ACCAUAAAAUUAUUUUUGUUGCUGCUUAUAACUAGUUUUGCUACUGUUAUGAAUUGUAAGUAUCUGUAUUCCAGUGGCCUUAGGCCAUCCCUGUGAAAGGGCUUUUCAAACCAUCCGGGGUCACAACUCAGGUUGAGAACCAGUGCUCUGCCUUCCUGCAGGUCUGGGCCCUGCUCAGAGAGAGCUGGAUUUUCCUUUCAGAGGGUACCCUUGAGUACACAGGGAAGUUGUGCAGUUACAGGUCCUUUGUUCAGUGGGGUGGGGUAUCUGGAUUCCUCAGGACUCUGGUCACCUCAGAUUCACACAUUCUAGACUGGGUCAUGCUUGUGUCCCCUCCUCCAAAGUGCCACCCCUGGGCAGUGGACUCUUGGAUCUCUACCCCAUUGGCCUCUCAAGCAUUGUUUCCCAACUUCUGAGAGAUCUCAAAGGUUUCCCAAUACUUCUCAUGCCUACCCAGUGUCCCUGAUGUGCCCUCCUGCAUCUGCUCUAAUCAGAAUUUGGUCUUAAAUGUCUCCUUUGCUUGAGGGCAAGCCACCUAAUAUGAGGGCCUUAAUGGUAGGAUUCUAUCCAAGCCAAUCCCAGGUACCAUGUGGGGUCCUGGGGCCCCAAGGUCUUGCCACCCUUGGUGAUCCCCACUGUACAUCUGUUGUGGAUGUGAACACCAGCAGGGACACAGGCAGGUGUGCUGCACUGGACCCCACUCGGGGAAUUGGUUCCCUGCAGAGGGCACUUUGGAGCACACAGGGAGGCUGUGCAGUUGAGGGCCCUUUGUUCAGUGGGGGGGCCUAGUAUGGCUUCAGGGCUGGUCAUAGAUCCUCAGUCUCUGUCACCAUCCCCACAAUGACAAGUCAUAGGCCUCUGGGCACACACAUGUCUGUGGAGACAUCCUGCUGCUCCAUGGGAGUGGAUGGAGAAACUAGCUUUCUGGUCAGGGAGGGGGCAGACAGAUGAAUUAGUAGUGAAGGGCUGUGGCCUCUCCUCCCACAGGCUGCUCACCAUGAGCCUCCGAGGCUCCUACCUCCACUUCUGCCUCUGGAUGUUGUUGGGUGCCACCUUGGCACUGGGGCAGGGACAAGUAAGUGGCCGUCUGAGGUUGGCAGUACUGCCCGAGGACCAGCUGCAGAUGAAGUGGAGGGAAGCAGAGCGGAGUGGCCUUGGCUACUUGGUGCAGGUGACACCUAUGGAAGGGGACUUGGAGCAGGAGCUGAUAUUAACCACCAAGACACCUAAGGCCACCGUGGGUGGCCUGAGCCCUUCCAAGGGCUACACCUUGCAGAUCUUCGAGCUCACUGACUCUGGGCCUGUCCUUCUGGCACGAAGGGAGUUUGUGAUUGAGGAUCUGAAGAGCCACUCUCUGAGCAGAGGCAGUCGGAGACUGGUGGAACCCACCCCGGAACCCACCUCCUUCCCUCUGGGGGCCUCAGACCCUGAGAAAACACCUGAGCCCAGUAUUGCCUUCACCUCAAGCAGAGACCAGCCCGUUCUUGGAGUGGCCAAUAAGGAUCAGAGGAAACUCAAGCAGGGCCUUGGAGUACAGGACACAGCUCAGCCAACCACAGACCUGGAGAGGCAGAGCCACAUUGCAGACUCUGUGGGAGAGCAAGAGAAGCUAGCUGACACCCAGUUCCGCUGCACACCCCCAACUCCUACUGAUAUAAUCUUUCUGGUGGAUGGGUCCUGGAGCAUCGGCCACAGCCACUUCCAGCAGGUCAAAGACUUCCUGGCCAGCAUCAUCACACCUUUUGAAAUAGGACCAGAUAAAGUCCAAGUAGGUCUGACUCAGUACAGUGGAGACCCCCAGACCGAGUGGGACCUGAAGUCCUUCCACACCAAGGAGCAGGUGCUGGCCGCAGUGCACAGCCUCCGCUACAGGGGAGGAAACACGUUCACAGGCCUCGCCCUAACCCAUGUCCUGGGUCAGAACCUGAAGCCAGCAGCAGGUGCCCGUCCAGAGGCAGCCAAGGUGUUGAUUCUGGUGACGGAUGGCAAGUCCCAGGAUGAUGUGCACACAGCUGCCCGAAUUCUUAAGGAUCAGGACAUUGAUGUCUUUGUCGUGGGUGUGAAGAAUGCCGAUGAAGCCGAGCUGAAGCUCCUGGCAUCCCAGCCACUAGACAUCACUGUCCACAAUGUACUGGACUUCCCUCAGCUGGCCACCUUAGCUGCUCUGCUCAGCCGCCUCAUUUGCCAAAAAAUCCAGGGCAGGGGCCCAGUCAAACCAGCAGCAGCUACUCUGGCCCUGGACCCCUUCCCCAUGCCCACCAGACUGGUCCUGACCCACGUCACCUCAUCCAGUGUCCACCUGUCUUGGACUCCGGCCUUAUACCCACCCCUCAAGUAUCUAAUUGUAUGGCAGCCUUCUAGGGGUGGUACCCCCAAGGAGGUGGUGGUGGAGGGACCUGUCUCAUCCAUGGAGCUUCGAAACCUGACCUCCAACACAGAAUACUUGGUUUCUGUGCUUCCUGUCUAUGAGAGUGGGGUUGGCAAGAGCCUGCAAGGCCGGGCAACCACAGCACCCCUGCCUCCACCGGGGGCACUGACCCUAGCCUCAGUGACACCGAGAACCCUCCACCUCACCUGGCAGCCCUCUGCUGGAGCUACUCAGUACUUGGUGCAGUACUUGCUGGCUGCCUCCCCUGGGGAGGAGCAGAGGAGAGAGGUACACGUGGGGCAGCCUGAGGUACUGCUGGAUGGCCUGGAGCCGGGCAGGGACUAUGAGAUUUCAGUGCAGAGCCUUCGGGGACCAGAGGCCAGUGAAGUCCGGAGCAUCAAUGCCAGGACCACUACCCCGGGGCCCCCAAGACACCUGAGUUUCUCAGAUGUGAGCUACAACUCAGCCUGUGUGUCCUGGGAAGCCCAGAGGCCUGUGCGCCUGGUCAAGGUCAGCUAUGUCUCCAGUGAUGGCAGCCACUCUGGGCAGGCUCAGGUUUCUGGAAAUACUACCUCAGCCACCUUGGGUCCCCUUUCUUCCUCUACCAAGUACAUCGUCCGAGUCACCUGUUUUUACUUCGGGGCUGGUUCCUCCAUGCUGACUGGCCAUGUGACCACAAAGAAAGCUCCCAGUCCUAGCCAGCUGUCUGUAACGGAGCUCCAGGGAGAUGCAGUCAAGCUGUCAUGGGUGGCCACCGCCUUGUCUGGUGUACUUGUUUAUCAAAUCAAGUGGAUGCCCUUGGGAGAGGGGAAGGCCCAUGAGAUCUCUGUCCCAGGGACCCUUGACACAGCCAUCUUACCUGGCCUGAUGAGUCAUGUGGAAUAUGAGAUCACUAUCCUUGCCUACUACAGGGACGGCACUCGCAGUGACCCUGUGUCCCUCCGCUACAUCCCCUCUUCAGCAAGCAGGAGCCCCCCAUCCAGUCUGGUCUUGUCCUCGGAGACCCCCAACAGCCUACAGGUCAGCUGGACACCACCAAGUAGCCAUGUUCUACAUUACCGGCUCAACUAUACACUGGCCUCAGGCUCUGGACCAGAGAAAUCGAUCUCUGUGCCAAGCACCAGGAGCCAUGUUGUACUUCCUGACCUGCUGUCUGCCACCAAGUACAGAGUCCUGGUCUCAGCUGUCUAUGGAGCAGGGGAGAGUAUAGCAGUGUCUGCCACAUACCGCACAGCAGCCUGUCCAGCCCUGCACCCGGACAGUUCCCUCUCAGGGUUUGACCUGAUGGUGGCCUUUGGUCUUGUGGCAAAGGAGUAUGCCUCUAUUCGAGGUGUGGCCAUGGAGCCCUCAGCCUUGGGUGUGGCCCCCACCUUCACGGUCUUCAAGGAUGCUCAACUCAUGCGGCGAGCCAGCGAUAUCCACCCAGCAGCUCUGCCACCAGAACAUACCAUUGUCUUCCUGGUGCGCCUACUCCCUGAAACACCCCGAGAAGCCUUUGCGCUGUGGCAGAUGAUGGCUGAGGACUUCCAGCCCAUCCUUGGGGUUCUGCUGGAUGCUGGCAGAAAAUCUCUGACUUACUUCAACCAUGAUCCCAGGGCAGCCUUGCAGGAGGUCACCUUUGACCUGCAGGAUGCAAAGAAGGUUUUCUUCGGAAGCUUCCACAAGGUACAUGUGGCUGUGGGCCACUCCAAGGUCAGACUUUACGUGGACUGUCGGAAGGUAGCUGAGCGGCCUAUUGGGGAUGCUGGCAGCCCACCCACAGCUGGUUUUAUCACACUAGGGAGGCUGGCUAAGGCCAGGGGGCCACGGAGCAGCUCAGCCACAUUUCAGCUUCAGAUGUUGCAAAUCAUGUGCAGUGAUACCUGGGCAGAGAAGGACAGGUGCUGUGAACUCCCUGCAUUGAGGGAUGGAGAGACAUGCCCAGCCUUGCCUUCUGCCUGUGCCUGCUCCUCUGAGACCCCUGGGCCUCCAGGGCCCCAAGGCCCUCCGGGCCUCCCUGGAAGGAAUGGCAUUCCGGGACAGCAGGGACACCCGGGGCCCAAGGGAGAGCCAGGGCCACCUGGGCAGACAGGACCUGAAGGCCCUGGAGGUCAGCAAGGGUCACCAGGAACCCAGGGCCGCACAGUCCAGGGACCUAUGGGUCCCCCAGGAGUCAAAGGAGAGAAAGGAGACCAUGGACUCCCAGGCUUGCAGGGCCUCUCUGGCCAGCAAGGCAUCCCCGGGAAAAAUGGCCUACAAGGACCAAAGGGAAUGAGGGGACUGGAGGGACCUGCUGGCCUGCCUGGACCACCUGGCCCCAGGGGGUUCCAUGGUUUGGCAGGGGGCAGGGGCACCAAUGGGGAGCGAGGACCCCCAGGGGCUGUGGGGCCGACGGGUCUACCGGGGUCCAAAGGUGAACGAGGAGAGAAGGGAGAGCCACAGUCCCUUGCCACCAUCUUCCAGCUGGUGAGCCAGGCCUGCGAGUCGGCCAUACAGACACAUGUGCUGAAGCUGAAUUCCUUCCUCAAUGAGAAUACCCGGCCCCCAAUGCCCUUCAUGGUGGAGACAGCACAGCCAGGCAAACCUGGAUCUAUAGAGACUCCUGGAUCACAUAAUAAGGCUCUACUUCCUGGAGACGGGGGACAUGUCCACCAUCCUGAGGACCAAGGUGAGUCUGCAGCUAUCAGCCACAUGGGCAGCCCUGGACUGCAGGAGGAGCAGACCCCAGAACCCCUGGAGUGAACAGGACCUUCCCUCUGCCGCUCCAAAUCACUCUGUACUGCCCCAACACCAUCACCCACAUUUUUCGUCUCAACACUAAGAACAACUGUGUCCUGGAGGGAUGGCGAGGGGAGCCAGAGGAAGACACUGAAGCAGCAGGAGUCGGGAGGGGAAAGGGUGGUGCCUCUCAGGUCCCUUCUUUGUAGCACGUCCAAGUUCAGAUAAACCUCUGCUUGCUCAUCA
This is a messenger RNA of Peromyscus leucopus (white-footed mouse), 5311 nucleotides long. RefSeq names its product collagen type XX alpha 1 chain (gene Col20a1). The record is from RefSeq and is a predicted model, not a curated record. The transcript is spliced from 37 exons. Gene Ontology annotation, molecular function: protein binding. NCBI's taxonomy places the organism in Eukaryota, Metazoa, Chordata, Mammalia, Rodentia, Cricetidae. The coding region runs from base 908 to 5089 and encodes 1393 amino acids.